AAUGCUGUUGUUGAUGCCACGAUAAGCAAAAAAUUUACAACAACAAAAAUCAAAAAAAAACACACACACCCAAUUAUGCCAACUACUUGCCGUUUUAAAUUUUCGCGCACUACCCCAAUCUACUACAGUGGCGAACAAAUAACAGGCAGUGUAAUUUUGAGUACCACAAAACAGCUGCCAGUUGAAGCAAUUCACCUCUCUUUGGUUGGAUGUGAACGCGUGCAGUGGCUGGCGAGGAGUAGAAGCGCAUUGAUUCUACAUAACGAUAGCGUUGAGAAGGAGGACAACAAAGAGCUCUACCAUGGCAAGCAGGAGCAUUUAUGUGAGUCAUACACGCUUGCCAAGGCAGUGCGCUUGUUGCCGGGUGAGGUGCGUUUAGAGGAAUUUUGUUUCAUGCUGCCACACGAUGUGCCAGCUAGCUGUGAAAUGAUCUAUGGGGAGGUGGUUUACUGUGUGCGGUUGGUGUUGCAGCGCAAGUCGGUGUGCAAUAAGGUGUUCAAAGCGCGCAUAACGGUCAAAAACCGAUUGGAUUUAAGCAAUGCCACAGAUUUGAUUGAGCCUCAUGAACUCACCAUACCCUGUGUGCACACAACUAGUGCUGAGGCUGCACCACUCAACUUCGCUCUGUCCACGGGCACUGGCUAUGUGCCCGGCCAAAGUAUUUUCUACGCACUGCAUGGUCGACACAAAUUUGCGGCAUGCAACAGAUUACGUGUGAACUUAUGUCAAUUAAGCACUUUUCGUGCAAGCAAACCGCAGACGAAAACGAAAGAGUUGCUGAAGGUGCUAAAAAGUAAUACCCACAAAAUAGGUUCCUCAUACGUCACGGUGUGCGGUCAGCUAAGCAUACCGCUAGUGGCGCACAUUACACUGAAGAGUAAUGAAAAUAAUAUCAUACAAAUCAGUCAUUUUGUUGAAGCUAUGCUGAUAAAUAAGAAGCGCAUCUUACAAAAGUUAAUCAUACCGAUUUUGAUUGGUACAGUACCUCCAAAGAGGAAAGAGCGAACGCCAGAGGAGAAGUCUUUCGAGAUACUGGAACAUUUUUAUUGUUACGAUAAUUUGGCGACUGACGAAAUUUGCGACACGAGUAUACCUCCUGAAAAUAAAAAUAACUCCCUUACAUCUGCUAACCAUACAUUUCUACAAAAGCUGCCCUGUGAACUACUUUUAGACUCUUAUGACGCAUCGGCUAAUAUGUUGCAGCAACAUGUUGCUACAAGUAACAGGCAGUUGCUACGGCAUAAAGUAGACAACGUUAAUCUCCUACAACUAGCAAUAUAUUAAAUAGUA
Messenger RNA from Rhagoletis pomonella (apple maggot), 1290 nucleotides. Its product is annotated as arrestin domain-containing protein 4. Lineage: Eukaryota; Metazoa; Arthropoda; Insecta; Diptera; Tephritidae. Gene Ontology annotation, cellular component: cytoplasm. The record is from RefSeq and is a predicted model, not a curated record. The transcript has 4 exons. The coding region runs from base 76 to 1284 and encodes 402 amino acids. Gene Ontology annotation, biological process: protein transport.